AUGGACGGCCAUGACCUCCAGGAUGCUGCGGGCAAUGAUCUCCGGAAACCCCACCAAAAAUCUCCCUUAAUUUCGCCCAUUCCGUCAGCCGAUGCUCAACCUCCAACCCUACGUCGUGUCGGUGACAGCCCCUCUAUAAUGAGCCCUUCCUCCACACCUCUUGGCCUUAUCAAUGCCGCCCGGAAGCCACCUACUGUUCCUCCUACCUCUACCACACGGUCCAGCGGCUUGAAUCAGGAUAUCCAGGCCAAAAUGAAGGCCUUUUCACUUUCCAGACAAGGUGCUCGUCCAGGACUGAGCCCGCAAUCAUCUUCAACCGCCAAUCCUGGUACCGGAAACCCUACAGUGACUUCUGCGGCCCAGGGCGGCCCGUUUGUCGGUGGUAUUCCUCCCACCGGUGGCCGAGGCACUCCUCAGGUAGUUGGUGGCCCUAUUCCACCGGGAAUCGGCAGAUUACCGUCACAGACAUCCCCUGGAUGGACGCCGCAUCCACCUAGUCCAAAUCCAAAUAGCCCAAUACAACCAAAGAUGGGUGGUUUGGCUGCGAAAAGAGGAUUAACCCGUGGAAUGAAGUUAUCCGAUGCUUCGGGCCCUCGAAUGGACAAACCCACGCCGGCGAAACCGGGAAGUCUCCCCGGUGCGAACGAUGCCUCGCGGUGCGCCGGAGGAGCCCCAGAGACGCAGUUCAGCAGGUACUCAGAGUUUGUGGAUACGAAAACGGGUACUCUGAAUUUUAGGAACAAGGCGAUUAUACAUAGCGGUGGCAUAGACUUUACCUCGGGAAGCAGUUUCAACAUAUCUCUAGACGAGGUCGAUACGCUUGAUGAACUGGGAAAAGGGAACUACGGCACCGUCUAUAAGGUUCGCCACUGUCGUCCGCAUCUGCGAAGACCUGGCGUGGGACUGCGGGGUACCGUAUCCAGGCAAACCGUGGCCCAAUCCACUUCUACACCAGCCUCUAGCAGUCCCAAUUCUAAGAAUACCUCCAACGUUAUCAUGGCCAUGAAGGAGAUCCGCCUCGAAUUGGAUGAGGCAAAAUUUACCGCUAUUAUAAUGGAGCUUGACAUCCUUCACCGCUGUGUAUCGCCGUUUAUCAUUGAUUUCUACGGUGCUUUUUUUCAGGAAGGUGCAGUGUACAUUUGUGUGGAAUACAUGGAUGGUGGGUCUGUGGAGAAAGUGUACGGCGAUGGGAUCCCCGAGAAUAUACUCCGGAAAAUCACCCUGUCUACUAUCAUGGGCUUGAACUCCAAUGUGGUGGAAUUCAUUUGUGACUUUGGUGUUAGUGGGAACCUGGUGGCGAGUAUCGCGAAGACAAACAUCGGCUGCCAGAGUUAUAUGGCUCCCGAACGGAUUGCAGGAGGUGGCGGCACCGCAGGCGGUGGAACCUACAGUGUGCAGAGUGAUAUAUGGAGUUUGGGCCUGACCGUGGUUGAAUGUGCUAUGGGCCGCUAUCCAUAUCCCCCUGAAACAUUCAAUAACAUAUUCAGCCAGUUGAACGCCAUCGUCCACGGCGACCCUCCCAAGCUCCCUGAACACGGCUACUCGCCUGAAGCCAAAGAUUUCGUCCAGAGAUGUCUGAACAAAGACGCGUCCCACCGACCCACAUACUCCAUGCUCCUUCGCGACCCUUGGCUAUCCUGCCUCAUGAAGCCGCCUGAGGACAAUCCGCCAACCAAGGACGAGGAAGAAUACAAGGCAGGCAUCGACAACGACAACGACAACGACAAUGUCGACGAUAAAGACGCAACUACCAACAACAAAAAGCCACCGCCGUCUUCUCUUAUUGAAACAGCCGAUGAGGAAGUCGCCACAUGGGUUUUGGACGCGCUGGACCGUCGUGCAAGAGGCGUCAUGGGAAAUCAGCACCGGCCGGCGUUGCAUGCUGUGGCGCUUGAUGCUGUGCCGGGGACCCCGAUGUUGGACGGCCCGUCAUCGUUGCCAUCGAAAUGAGGAGUGGAGAGGAAAGGGGAUGGAUGAUUUGUGGGGAUUGGUGGGGAUUGGAAUACACGAUUUUGUGGUGGGAGCCAAUUAAGGGUUCCUAAAAGAGUUUUGGAUGUAUGGGAGUGGAAAUGGGAAUUGUGGAUGUGAGUAAAAAGAGAUGGAUUGACGGUAUAUACAUUUUCCCGCGGCGAGAGAAGGGGGACGGAUGAGGGUUACGGUCUAUUGCGCAGGAGUAGAGGAAGCCCAGAACAAACAAAUGGAGAGGUGGGCAGGCGGACAAAUCGUACUGAUCAGUCGAGCUGAGGAGACGAAAAUAUGGAACGAAACGAGAUUCAAGAAUGAAAUUGAAACUGCGCUGGCGCGGGAUGGGUGGUGGAUUUCCUUUUUUUAUUGUCUCCUCCUCUCUCUUUUUCUCUUCCUCCCUCCCCCUCUCGUCCUCCCUCUCUCGUCUGUAGUUUUGUCUUGUGAGUGGAUUAAGGUAGGAAGUUUAGGUUAUACCGUUCUUCUCUUUUUAUUUCA
Histoplasma capsulatum G186AR is the source of this 2460-nucleotide messenger RNA. Its product is annotated as dual specificity mitogen-activated protein kinase dSOR1. The record is from RefSeq and is a predicted model, not a curated record. Gene Ontology annotation, biological process: cellular hyperosmotic response; protein phosphorylation; MAPK cascade. Lineage: Eukaryota; Fungi; Ascomycota; Eurotiomycetes; Onygenales; Ajellomycetaceae. Gene Ontology annotation, molecular function: ATP binding; MAP kinase kinase activity. Bases 1 to 1950 code for a protein of 649 amino acids. The transcript has 3 exons.